Cavia porcellus (domestic guinea pig) is the source of this 2660-nucleotide messenger RNA. It is a transcript of the gene Ndufv2, whose product is annotated as NADH:ubiquinone oxidoreductase core subunit V2. Gene Ontology annotation, biological process: mitochondrial electron transport, NADH to ubiquinone. The record is from RefSeq and is a predicted model, not a curated record. Gene Ontology annotation, molecular function: NADH dehydrogenase activity. The transcript has 7 exons. The coding region runs from base 127 to 759 and encodes 210 amino acids. NCBI's taxonomy places the organism in Eukaryota, Metazoa, Chordata, Mammalia, Rodentia, Caviidae.
CCAUCCAUCGGCGCAGAGAGCAGCGGGCCGUGCGUCCCCUCUCGCUCGGGGGCGCGCACGCCGUGCGUCUCGGCGCACUCGGGCUUUAGGCCUUGGCGGCCGGCAACGGAGUACGAAGGGGCCGCCAUGUUCUCCUUGGCACUGCGGGCCCGGACGGCCGGCCUCACCGCCGCGUGGGGAAGACAAAUAAGGAAUUUGCAUAAGACAGCUGUGCAAAAUGGUGCUGGAGGAGCCUUAUUUGUGCACAGAGAUACUCCUGAGAAUAAUCCAGACACUCCAUUUGAUUUCACACCAGAAAACUAUAAGAGGAUAGAGGCAAUUAUAAAAAACUACCCCGAAGGGCAUAAAGCAGCUGCAGUGCUUCCAGUCCUGGACUUAGCCCAAAGGCAGAAUGGGUGGUUGCCCAUCUCUGCUAUGAACAAGGUUGCAGAAGUUUUACAAGUUCCUCCAAUGAGAGUUUAUGAAGUAGCAACUUUCUAUACAAUGUACAACCGAAAGCCAGUGGGGAAGUACCAUAUUCAGGUCUGCACCACCACACCCUGCAUGCUGCGAGACUCUGACAGCAUCCUGGAGGCCAUUCAGAAAAAGCUUGGAAUAAAGGUUGGGGAGACUACACCUGACAAACUUUUCACUCUUAUAGAAGUGGAAUGUUUAGGUGCCUGUGUAAAUGCACCAAUGGUUCAAAUAAAUGACAACUACUAUAAGAUGACUAACUUAAGACUUAUGAAAAAAUCACUUACAUAUAAAUACAGAAAAUAACCCUUGUAUAGCAACCCAGGCUUAAAGGUAACAUUUUGCAACAUUUACUUCAGGUAGUGUUACGUUGUUAUUGUCAUUGUUGUCAGUAUUUGUAGAAAUAAAUUGUAGGUACAGGUUCUGCUUCUUUCAUCUUCAAAGAUAUCCAGAAUCAUUCAUUUAAUGAUAUUUUUUUAUUUAUGUUCUUAAACUUUCUAUGUAUGAACCCAUACUAAUGUUCAUAUUGCUUGUUCUACGAAUAGAACAGUGGUACCUUGGUCAGUGAACUUUAAUCCACAAUUUUGCAAACGAUGUUUGUGUGGGAAAGAUGGUUGUAGUUGUGUUUGUCAACCGAUGUAGUUUGCAAACAAACAGAAUUUUGCCAAAUGCUUCUGUUUGUAAACCAAAUUAUUUGCAAACAAAAUGGUUCAUGAGCCGAGGCACUACUAUAUAUACCUUCCUAAGUAAUGUUAGCUGCAUCUCAUGUGUUUGGUGUUUUUGAUUUUCUUUGACAGACUUAAGUUUUUCAGAUGAGUUCGUAAUAUACAAAUGUGUAGGAUUUUUUAGUUACCACUUGUACAUUGGUUGCUGUGCUAACUAUAUCUUGGUUUUCACUUGUGCUCAUUUGUUAGCUUUUAUCACUUAAGAAUUUGUGCAUGGAAAUCCUUUAGAAGUUCUUAUUGUAAUGAUAGAUUGUUUAACACAUUCCUGCCAGCUUGAACCCCACCAGUGGUACAUGCAUGACUAUCCCAUCAGGUGGCACUAAUAAAGUCAAUAAAAAACCACCUAAUAGGACAGUCAUGCAUGUACCACCUGUGGUUGAAGUUGCCCUGCAGCUGUGACUCGUUUGUGAAUGUGUUAAGGAGUUUGCUUUGCCUGUGUUGCUCCUGGACUUUCUCCUACCACCCCAGAAAGCUUAUCUCCUUACACUGCAGGCUUUCCUCUCCCCAGGGCUGGAUUUCAAUAGUGUCCUUUGAGGGACAGUUUAUUUGAAGUUUACCUUCACAUUGAGGGCUUAGCUUUGGGGGAUCUAAAGCUAGAUGGUCUUGGUAGACACUUUUGGGCUGGGUUUGCGUUUUGUCCUUUGUCACUGUAGGCUUUUAAACCCUGAAGCCAAGUUUGCUCGGUGUUCUACUUGUCCCCCUGAUUUUCAUUGGGUUUUGGACUCUAGAUAAUUAUUUCUCAGUUUAAAUGGGAAUUAGUCCAGGCUUUAUAUGAAGUAUAAGUCUAAGUACAGUAACCUACAAGUAGACAGUCUGAGAGAAAAAGAGAUUCUUUCAGUUGGUAGUAGUUAACAUCUUUAGGUUAAGGAAUCUCCUUAUAAAUUAGUGUAACUUCUGGUGCUAAUUACUGGUUGUACUUAAAGAAUGUAGUAGCUAAUGAACUUGUUCCUUUACACAUUUCUACUUUAUUUUCUCAUCUAAUCCUCUAAACAGGUUCAAGUAGGUUUACGACUCCGAUGCAGACGUUUCACAUUAAACGCACUCUGAUUCUUCUUCAGCUGUAGCUCUUGUCAAUUUAUAUUGAGUGGUAUGCCCUACAUAGUGGAGUUACUCAGUUUUUCUGUUUUGGCAACUAUGUUAGGAAUUGAGAGAAAGACAAUAAACUAACUGGUAUAGAGCAUUUACACAGAUUCACGUAUUCCACUUGAUCUAAAGGCCAAGAAGUGAUGCACAGAAUUCAGUAGUAGGAGGGGCUGGGGAUUUAGCUCAGUGGCAUAAGCGCCCGCCUUGUAAGCAGGCAGUCGGGAGUUCGAUCCCUGGUACCGAUAAAAAGGAAAAAGCCAAAAAAAAAAAAAAAAAAAAAAAAAGAAUUCAGUAGUAGGAAAUAAUUUCAGUGACUGCUAUAAAUUUUUUUAGGAGGAUCUGACACCUAAGGAUAUUGAAGAAAUUAUUGAUGAGCUGAAAGCUGGGAAAAUUCCAAAA